Molecule: messenger RNA, 4247 nt
Organism: Ailuropoda melanoleuca (giant panda)
Lineage: Eukaryota; Metazoa; Chordata; Mammalia; Carnivora; Ursidae
Gene: HTR1B
Product: 5-hydroxytryptamine receptor 1B
Exons: 1
Coding region: 29-1198 (389 amino acids)
Biological process (GO): adenylate cyclase-activating adrenergic receptor signaling pathway; bone remodeling; vasoconstriction
Cellular component (GO): plasma membrane
Molecular function (GO): G protein-coupled serotonin receptor activity
Source: RefSeq, a predicted model, not a curated record
GCGCUCCAGAGCCGCGGCGAGGAGAGACAUGGAAGAAACCCGCACUCAGUGCGCCCCGCCGCCGCCCGCGGGCUCCCAGACUGGGGUUCCACAAGCCAAUCUCUCCUCUGCUCCCCACAACUGCAGCGCCGAGGGCUACAUUUACCAGGACUCCAUCGCCCUGCCCUGGAAAGUACUACUUGUCAUGUUGCUGGCACUCAUCACCUUGGCCACCACGCUCUCCAAUGCUUUUGUGAUCGCCACUGUGUACCGGACCCGGAAGCUGCAUACCCCAGCCAACUACCUGAUCGCCUCCCUGGCCGUCACCGACCUGCUCGUAUCCAUCCUGGUGAUGCCCAUCAGCACCAUGUACACGGUCACCGGCCGCUGGACGCUGGGCCAGGUGGUCUGCGACUUCUGGCUGUCGUCGGACAUCACCUGUUGCACUGCUUCCAUCCUGCACCUCUGUGUCAUCGCCCUGGACCGCUACUGGGCUAUCACGGACGCCGUGGAGUACUCAGCUAAAAGGACUCCCAAGAGGGCCGCGGUCAUGAUCGCGCUGGUGUGGGUCUUCUCUAUCUCCAUCUCGCUGCCGCCCUUCUUCUGGCGUCAAGCCAAAGCCGAGGAGGAGGUGUCGGACUGCGUGGUGAACACCGACCACAUCCUCUAUACGGUUUACUCCACGGUGGGCGCUUUCUACUUCCCCACCUUGCUCCUCAUCGCCCUCUACGGCCGCAUCUAUGUGGAAGCCCGCUCCCGGAUUUUGAAACAGACGCCCAACAGGACCGGCAAGCGCCUGACCCGAGCCCAGCUGAUAACCGACUCCCCCGGGUCCACGUCCUCGGUCACCUCCGUUAACUCGCGGGCUCCCGAUGUGCCCAGCGAAUCCGGAUCCCCCGUGUACGUGAACCAAGUCAAAGUGAGAGUCUCCGACGCCCUGCUAGAGAAGAAGAAACUCAUGGCCGCUAGGGAGCGCAAGGCCACGAAGACCCUGGGGAUCAUUUUGGGAGCCUUUAUUGUGUGUUGGCUGCCCUUCUUCAUCAUCUCCCUGGUGAUGCCUAUUUGCAAGGAUGCUUGCUGGUUCCACCUGGCCAUCUUUGACUUCUUCACGUGGCUGGGCUAUCUCAACUCCCUUAUCAACCCCAUCAUCUAUACCAUGUCCAAUGAGGACUUCAAACAAGCAUUCCAUAAACUGAUACGCUUUAAGUGCACAGGUUGACGUGUCAGUUGCAAUGGGGUAGCCUGAGCGGCCUUUGGGGACCAUGUUGGGUCUGGUUCCACAGGUAGGUCGACUCUUCUUUCACUGUUAAUGGGUCGGAUUGAGGCUCUAUCUCCUGGACAAGGGGAAUGGAUCCUGAGAAGCCAGGACAGCCCUGAGAGAGAGCUCUGAGAGGAGAACUGUUCAAACUAAAGAUAGAGCUUCCCUGCAGAGGAAGAGGCUCACUUCCUCCCCUCAAACCCCAGGUCCAGCACUGACCCUGCGGCAGCCAAUCACAAGGGAGGGGUGUAACUUUUUAAAAACCAGUGAUGGGAGGGGGUCCCUGCCCUGCUUCGGUAUCAAGGAUCAUGCCCUCUAGAACCAGUGGUACUCCUACUUGUCUGAAGCCUGAGACAGAUCUACAUACAGCCUGGCAGUACUUGAACUAGACGCAUAAUACCCUUUGUAUUGGGGAGAAUUUUGUGUUACGGCUUCAUUUAAGAAGAGUUACUUUGGCAUCCUUCAGUCUCCAGUUUUUGUUUAUUUAAACUUGGUUGGAGAAACUUGUGGAUUUGGUGCUUCAAACCUUAUGUGUGGCUUGGAUGAUGCAGAGAAACCUUGAAGAGUUAACAGCAAAAUUCUGAUGUUAAGAUCUCUAUUUUUAUUAUAAUUGAAACUAUAUGGGGUGGGUGGGGGGGAAUGGGAGAUGGGGAGCAUUAAGCUGAGAACCAACACCUAUGAUUGUUUGUUUUCUGCAGAUUUGUAAUUUUUUAAAAUUCCUAUUUAGUGAUUGUCAAAGCACAUUCUAACAACUCAAACAAAACAGUAUGUGUGCUAGUGCCAAAGUCUGCAGAUUGCUUUAUUUUCCUCCUAAUUUCAUGUACCUGUUAUUUUACACAUUUAAAUCCCCAUAAAUGAAGGAUAUGGUGGGUGACUCAGCCCAAGCUGCUGCUAUAUUUCUUAUUAAUGCAGUCAGUUAAACUGAUGAGUAUAUACUGCUCCUUAACAAGGAAAGUAUCCUUAUUCUUUCUCCAACUCAGUGAGAUGUAAAGGAGACUGAUAAAAUAGAAAUGGUUCUUCUAUAAUUAAGGAACAGGGGGCAAUAGGAGGAUGUAUAUUUUGACUUGUAAAAAAUCUUAAAUGCAUGAGACUUUUUUCUGAUAGUCAUUUACACUCCUUCCCAUCUGUAAUUCCUUUGUGUGCUAACAUAAAGCAACCAAGAGAAUCAGCUCCUUUUUCCAAAAAUCUUCCAAGUGCAGUAAGAACCCAACAAGUAUACUAAAGAAAAAAAAAAACUUGUUUAUUUUCCCUUGCUAUUGAAGUUUGGGUGGGAACAAAGAUUAUUAGAAAAUGACAUGCAAGGACUUUAUAAAAGCUUAGGGAAGCUGAAAUUGAGCCUGUUUUUCCUGUAACUCAUGGAAUCAAACCUGACUUACUAGGCAAUCAGGGAACUGACAAGCUUUUGAACCUGGGAAAUUCGUCACUGACCUGAUACCUCAAUGAAUAUAAUAUCAGUAGUACUUUAUAUUUAUCUGUCUUUUCAAAUUUCAAUAAUACUUUGUUGUUAUCUCAAAUUCACUCUGAGGACUCUCCAACACAGGGAAAGAUUACACAACAAAAGAUGAAAAAUACAUUAUCUAAAUAAAAAGGAGUAGCCCUGAAGGAUCAUCUGCACAGAAAAAAAAAAUCUGUAUGUGGAGCAUUUAAUAUGCCAAAGAAGAUUCACACUCCAUUCUUCAGAGAGCUUUCUGCAGUUUGAUACCUUUUGUCUGCAGAAGCAAGUUGUCUUUGUAAAAUGGAUUCACUCCCUGCUUGAAGCUCCCAGUCCAGACUGUCAGACAAUAGAUGUAUUGAGCUGAAGUAUGCUGCUGCUUUCCUACUGUGCAGACCUUCACUCUGGGGUAAUGACUCUUGAAAACAGACUAUUCAAAAGUUCACCCAUAAAUUAAGUAAAAAGGGGGAUUUUGAUCAAGAUUUACACCUGUCGCUGGAGUAAAAUAAAAUUUUAGGCAUUAGACAAUCCCUAUAUUCUGUUACAUCCCCAGGGUUUUUGUUUGUUUGUUUGUGACAUUUCUCCUAUGGAGAAAUCUAGCUUACUACUGAUAGGAAUGUGCAUCCAGCACGGUAUUUGUUUCUAUGUUACCAAUAUGUUUGUCUUUUGUCUAUGCAGCUGUGUUUUCUUUGGGCCUAAGAAACAAUUAAGCCAACUUCUAGGAGCCCGAGGGGGGAAAAUUAAUUGAAAUAAAUAGCCACUUACAAAUGACUUCUUAAUAGGGCACCUACAAUGAUUGUGUCCUCAUAUUAACAAACAUGGUCAACUUAGUCACAUGGGUUGUUUGCCAUUUGUAGAUUACCCACUUACGGUUUUGCUUUAUUAUUUGGCUGAAUUGACUGAAUUUGAGGCAUAUUGUGUGAAAUAGAAGCUUGCAAAUCUUUGUAGUUAUAAGAGAUCUAGAAUCAUCAUCCAGCAUUGAACAUGAUAAUGCAAAGUGUACUCAUCCCAGGGGUAUGUAGUUAAGACUGUUACAUUCCUUGUCAGUUACUGCUGCCUCUAGCAUAAUUUGUUUCAUAAACUAGACGUAUGGCUUUUUCGCAGAACAUAAAAUGGGCGAUGGAAAUGUUUAACUUACAUAGAAAUGAAAAAAUAUUUUCAUUGGCUGUGGUUACAAAUAACAUUUGCCAUAAUGUUUAAUUGCACAAAAUUUCACGCAAAUAUACGAAUGUAUGCUCAUUCAAAAAUACCACUAUUGUCUUGUGUUUCUAGGAAUUUUAGAGUUUCCUUUUUAAAAAUGGACACGGCACCCGUGAAUGAAUGGUUAUGGAGUUCAACAAAGUUCCUACAGAGUAAUAUUCUUCACUUUUCCUCUCUAUUAUCUUAGUUUUAUCUUCUUUAACCAGGAAACCUUGAGAGGACUAUAAUUCAUUCAAGCAGUAAAAUCUCAGAUAAUGUGUGUUUGAUGGAGUUGCUGUGACUGAAAAUUGCCUUUGGUGUUCCACCUUUCAACAAAUGUGUAAUUGGAAAUGACAUUUAGGAAACUAAUGAAAUAAAGUCCUUUUCGUGUUCAAAAAA